AUGUAGUGGGUCAGGAGUAGGCUCAAGGUAAGCAUACAGAUAAGGUCCAGGUCUGAUUCUUUAAAAGUCAGAGCAAAGUGCAACUCUCACCAGUUCUUCUAUGCCAACCCUUCUUCCUCUUUCCUAACCUGGUUCUGUCAUGUGUUAAAAUGAAGUAACAUUUUUCUCCUGGGUGCCAGCUCACUAGUUAGUUAUUUGUCACAACUCACAGCCAUGAAGCAAAGUCCAAGGCCACAGACCUUUACAUUCCCUUUUUCUGAAGGCUGUACAAGGCAAUUCCAGCACGUAGACAGCUGAGUGCCUGUGCUGUAGAUCUCAGCCUGCUGGAGCCUGGCCAUGGUACUGUGGGGUCCAGCACUAGGAGCCUUGCUCCUGAUCAUCGUGGGAUACCUGUGUCUCCCGACGCUGCUCCGACACCGUGGGCCCCAGGAGCCACCUCUGGACAAAGGCUCUGUGCCCUGGCUGGGUCAUGCUGUGGCAUUCCGGAAGAAUAUGUUUGAAUUCUUGAAGGAAAUGUGGGCCAAGCAUGGAGAUGUGUUCACAGUGCAGCUAGGGGGCCAGUAUUUCACCUUUAUCAUGGACCCCCUCUCCUUUAGCCCCAUCAUCAAGGAUACGCAGAAAGCACUAGACUUUGUGAAGUAUGCAGAAAACCUGGUGCUAAAGGUUUUUGGAUACCAGCCCAUGGAGGGAGACCACCAGAUGAUACACUUAGCCAGCACCAAGCAUCUGAUGGGGCACAGCUUAGAGGAUCUCAACGCAGCCAUGCUGGACAGCCUGUCCUUGGUGAUGCUAGGACCCAAAGGCCCAAGUCUGGAUGCUGGUUCCUGGCAUGAAGAUGGCCUCUUUCACUUCUGCUAUAGCAUCUUGUUCAAAGCUGGCUUCCUCACCUUGUUUGGCUACACCAAGAACAAAGAGCAGGACCUGCUAGAGGCUGAGGAGAUGUUCGUGAAGUUCCGUAGGUUCGAUGUCCUAUUUCCCAGGUUUGUCUACUCCCUGCUGGGACCCCGGGAGUGGGUAGAAGUGGGCCAAUUGCAGCAUGUCUUUCACCAAAGACUCUCUGUGGAGCAAAACCUGGAGAAAGACGGCAUCAGCAACUGGGUAGGCUACAUGCUUCAGUAUCUGAGGGAGAAGGGCACAGCUUCAGUCAUGCAGGACAAAUUUAACUUCAUGAUCCUCUGGGCCUCCCAGGGGAACACAGGACCAACCUGUUUCUGGGCCCUCUUAUUCUUGCUAAAGCACCCAGAAGCCAUAAAGGCUGUGCGGGAAGAGGCCACCCAGGUCCUGGGUGAGGCCAGGCUGGAUGUCAAACUGUCCUUCACCUUCAAGUUUAGUGCUCUGAAAUGCACCCCAGUACUGGACAGUGUGUUGGAGGAGACUCUGCGGCUGGGUGCUUCACCCACUCUCCUCAGGGUGGUACAGAAGGACUAUGUCCUGAAGAUGGCCAGUGGGCAGGAGUACCAGAUCCGUCGAGGAGAUAAUGUGGCUCUCUUCCCCUAUCUUUCAGUGCACAUGGACCCUGACAUCCACCCUGAACCCACAACCUUCAAGUAUGACAGGUUCCUCAACCCCGAUGGCACCCGGAAAGUAGACUUUUACAAGUCAGGCAAGAAGAUCCACCACUACAGCAUGCCUUGGGGCUCGGGAGUCUCCAUCUGCCCUGGCAGGUUCUUUGCCAUCAGUGAGAUGAAGAUCUUUAUCCUUCUUAUGGUCAUGUACUUUGACAUGGAGCUAGUGGACCCUGAUAUGCCUAUGCCCCCUAUUGACCCAAGGCGCUGGGGCUUUGGCAUCACACAGCCCAGUCAUGAAGUGUGUUUCCGCUACCGCCUGAGGCCCAUGCAGUGAGCUCCUAGGCCUGACCACAAGGGUUCCCUCUUGGUCUCCCCGAUUUCUCACUCUCUGCAGUCCAGACCCAAAAUGACCACUCCUAUUUCUGGUUCUGAGGUACCCCUACAUGGUCCUGGCUGUCCUUGCCCUCUGGCCAUCCAGACAUCUCAUACGUAUAUCAAGCUCCCUUAAGAUGCCAUCUCCCCUGUAGACUGUACCAGACCCUCCUCUCAGGAGGAGCCUCUUUGAGCAGCUCAUUCUGAAGCUGAUUCCUGGCCUGGCUUGAUUUGCCUUGCAGUACAGAAACCGGCUCCCUUAAUAAAGCAGCAUCUUGCAGAUAUUAACACCUUCCCUCCCUCCUGCUCUACUCCACAUCCUAUGGGACUCAUGUUAAGAAAAUCAAAAAUCAGGGGGCUGGAGAGAUGGCUCAUCAGUUAAAAAACAAUGGCUACUCUUCCAGAGGGCUUGGGUUUGAUUCC
Molecule: messenger RNA, 2303 nt
Organism: Nannospalax galili (Upper Galilee mountains blind mole rat)
Lineage: Eukaryota; Metazoa; Chordata; Mammalia; Rodentia; Spalacidae
Product: 7-alpha-hydroxycholest-4-en-3-one 12-alpha-hydroxylase
Exons: 1
Coding region: 337-1842 (501 amino acids)
Molecular function (GO): iron ion binding; heme binding; sterol 12-alpha-hydroxylase activity
Source: RefSeq, a predicted model, not a curated record